AUGUUCCACUCUGGUUUACGUUUAUCAAUUGCAAAAAGAGGAAUGCAUAGGGUUCCAACGCUUCCUAACUAUGCACGCUUGGUGAGAGAUGGUAUCCCUAAAGUCCUAUCUGCUAAGGCAUUUGACAUUGCAUGGAAACAACAACAAAAACUGAAUUGUGAAAAACUGUCAUUGCUAACCAGCGGUACAUCGUUGGAAUCGUAUUUGCCAUUUCAUAUCAUUUUGAAUACUUCUAAGAAACAAUUCCAGACUAAUAUAUUCAAUGCAGCCUCUGCAACUCACAAUAAUCAUUUAUUUAUUGAAAAUAUUUUACCCACAGAAACUUCAGUCCCUUCUGAACCUUCAAGACAUUUUCUAUAUGUCGUUGAGAAAUCAUUCGGUUGUUCUUGGGUUGAAUUGAAGAAAGAAAUCAUUAAACGUGCCAAAAAUGAUGUUCUAGGGCAAGGUUGGCUAUUCCUUGUGGAAAAUAAUUACAAAGAAUUUCAUAUUCUAACUAUUCAAAAUAAUGGAUCUCCAUAUUAUUUCCCAAGGAAUCAAUCGAUAGAUUUGAAUAAUGCAAUUUCAUUAGAUGAGUACUCGCAAUUAAAUGAAAUAAAGAAAAUAGUCAAUGAACAGACUUCAAAAAAUGGCAAGGAAAAAGUUGAAGAUUGGACCAUGCCAAUAAUUUGUAUCAACCUAUGUGACCAUGCUUAUUUACAUGAUUAUGGUGUUAAAGGUAGAUCUGAAUAUGUAAAAAACGUUCUAGAUAAUUUGAAUUGGAAUGUUAUAAACGCAAGACUGUACUCUGAUUCAAACAAAUAA
This is a messenger RNA of Tetrapisispora phaffii CBS 4417, 801 nucleotides long. RefSeq names its product mitochondrial 37S ribosomal protein mS42 (gene RSM26). NCBI's taxonomy places the organism in Eukaryota, Fungi, Ascomycota, Saccharomycetes, Saccharomycetales, Saccharomycetaceae. Gene Ontology annotation, molecular function: superoxide dismutase activity; metal ion binding. Gene Ontology annotation, biological process: superoxide metabolic process. The coding region runs from base 1 to 801 and encodes 266 amino acids. The record is from RefSeq and is a predicted model, not a curated record. The transcript has a single exon.